AGGGGUGUGUUGUGUUCAAGCAAUUUUGUUAUUGAAAAGUUCCAACAAUCUACUUCAAAUUUUUUAUAGAGCUCGUGAUUUUUGUGGAACUUAUGCUGAAUGACUAAGUGACCAAUAUUUAUUUGAAGCACAGGGUUAACAAACCAAAUAUCUGUCACUAUGGAGGUUGAAUUUGAAGAUAUUAUAGAGGAUGAUUCAAGGAAAAGCAUCAAUGAGUUACCUGAUGAAGUUCUAGAAUACAUUUUCAGCUUAGUGUCUCCCUACAAAGAUUUAAAGGAGUGUAUGCUUGUCAGCAAAAGAUGGAAUGAAAUAGUUAAAAAUGUUGUGAGACUUCUCACCCUUAAGCUUACCAAUGCUAUCAGCAAUAUGGAUGUUGCUUGGCAAACUAUUACUCCAGCUGAAAUGGCUCCGAGCAUCACCAAGAGAUAUUCCCAUUCAGCUUGCUAUCACGAAAAUUCCAUGUAUGUCUUUGGAGGUUGUACAUCAACCAGUACAACUUUCAAUGAUUUAUGGCGAUUGGAUCUAAAUAAAAGACAGUGGGUCCGGCCUUUAACCAUGGGCACAUAUCCAUCUCCUAAAUCUUGUGCAACUAUGGUUGAAUACAAAGAUGCUCUUAUUGUAUUUGGUGGCUGGACCCUUCCAUCACCCUUUCCUCUUCAUCAGGCUUGGAGGCUGUUUAAUGAACUACACAUUUAUAGUAUUGUAAAAAAUCGCUGGAUGUGUAUAAACACAGCAUUUUCACCACCUGGAAUGGCUGGUCAUUCUGCAUCAGUCCAUGGAGACACAAUGGUGGUAUUUGGCGGACUGAAGGCUGAGCCCCAUGGACAAUACUCUUGUUCGAAUGAUGUCUGGUGUUUUGACCUGGAAACUCAAGAGUGGCAUAAACAAGCCACAUCUGAUGUCAAACCUCAUGCUCGUUAUGGUCAGUCGCAAAUCUGGUUGGGGAAAGACCACCUCCUUAUAAUUGGUGGAUGUGGUGGUCCAAAUAUGGUAUUCAAUGAUGUUUGGUUACUGUCCUUAGCUGGCAAAGUGUGGGUUUGGAGGGAAGUUGAGGUACAAAACCGUGAAUGGUCAGCUACUUAUAUGUGGUGCCAUCGUGCUUGUAGGGUUGGAAAUCAAGUUGUUAUGAUGAGCAGGGACCCUAGACCUCUCAAAAGAAAGCCUCAGAAUGGAGUUAAAACUAAACCCAGAUCUCGAAUAUCAUCUGUCUGGGUUCCUCCACGAUAUGAAGAAGCAGCCCCCAACAUGCCACAACGUAUUACUCCAGCCUUUCGUGUCGAUAAGGACUUUAAUGUUAAUGGUCAACGAGGAACAUUUUUACGGGGCAGUGUAACACACAGAAUGUCCAAUGGAGCUCCCAGCAAUGAACAUGCUUCUGGUUCAGAUUCUGACUCAAGACCUGGGACUAGUGGUGUGAAUGGUAUUAAAAGAUCAAAGAAUGCAGAAACACAAGAGAGUGUUCAUAUGGAAUGUGAGCCAGGUCCAAGUGGUGUGAAUAAUCAACCACCAAUCAACAUGCAUCCAGAUUGUCAACCUGGUCCAAGUGGAAUAAGCAAACCUGCUAAUACGAGCAGAAAUUCUAUUUCCCCUGGCAAGAGUGAUAAUAGUCCUGAUAACUUGGCUGCUUCAAGCCCUAGUACCCUAAACUGGGAUCGGCUAAGGCCAACCAAUCGCUCUCCUAAUGGGGAAAGUCCUAACCGUGCAGGUGCAAUUGUGAUGGCAGCUUUCCAGGAUGGGGAACAACCAGUUCGACCGGCCCCGUCAAGGGCUCGUGAGAGACAACUUCAAGCUCUUCAGAGGUUUGAGGAACGAAUGCGAUUUAAUAAUCAGCCUCGAGUUCAGGAGCCAUCCAAUAGUGAAGAUGCUCCUGUUAAACUUCAGAGGACCAUGGUGGUAUGUGUCAUGGAUAUCACAAAAAUUUUAGAAGAAGAGUGUUCAGCUAGGUGGUUAGCAUUGAAUACAGAAGCUCUCAGCACUGGUCCGGAAGAAACCCUUUUGUAUACACUUGUUGCUGGGCGAGGAGAACUUAUCAUGUUUGGUGGGAUUCAUAGGGAAGCUAUGACACUAAUGACUAACUCGCAAAUCAAUUCUGCAAGCAAUCUAUCAAAUUCAUUGCACUUUAUUUCUGCACCACAUGGUGUAAUUUGAAGACUGAAAAUAUCUCUGAACAAAAUGACUGGAAGUUUACUUCACCAUUUUUCCCCCUGUAAGAUGUGUUGAGUCAUAGUAAUGUUAAAGCACUGUUCCUUUAAAAAAUGCUACUUAAUAGUGCAUUGUUUAACUAAUUUUAAGUUUUGCCACUCAGCUAUUUGUUGAUAUCAAUUAGAACUUGAAAAGUAAUUUUAUUUUGUCUGGUUUUGUUUCAUGUUACAAUUUAGGUGAAGUUAUUAAUAAUUUCUAUCAAUUGAAUCUUGCUUUGGACCUUUACUUGUUAAUUAACCUCAACACUGCUGAAACCUUUGAUAAGACUUUGUUAUAUUACUUUUAUGCAAUAAACAAUAUGCUGCAAAGUUCC
Frankliniella occidentalis (western flower thrips) is the source of this 2515-nucleotide messenger RNA. It is a transcript of the gene Fbxo42, whose product is annotated as F-box only protein 42. Gene Ontology annotation, molecular function: protein binding. The transcript is spliced from 7 exons. The record is from RefSeq and is a predicted model, not a curated record. NCBI's taxonomy places the organism in Eukaryota, Metazoa, Arthropoda, Insecta, Thysanoptera, Thripidae. The coding region runs from base 160 to 2148 and encodes 662 amino acids.